AUGGAUAAUCGGUCUUCAGAGAAGUCUACUUCGCCACAUUAUGAUAUUGUAAUUAUUGGGGCUGGUCCUGUAGGGCUCAUGCUUUCGACGUGCCUCGCGAGAUGGGGUUAUAAAAUCAAACACAUUGACAAUCGAGCCGAGCCUACACCUACGGGGCGCGCAGAUGGCAUCCAGCCUCGGUCCCUAGACCUCCUUCGCAAUAUGGGCCUAAAAUCUGCCAUCAUGGCUCAUAAGCCCGCGCGUGUUUUUGAAGUAGCCUUUUGGGACCCACCCAAAAACGGCAAAGGCAUCGUUAGAACAGGUACUUGGGCUAGCUGUCCUAGUUUUAUUGAUGCGAGAUAUCCUUUCACCACACUGGUACAUCAGGGUCGAAUAGAACGUGUAUUCAUCUCAGAUCUAGAAAAGAACGGCGUUCAGGUCCAACGGCCAUGGACUAUUAAGGGGUUUAAGUCGGAUGACAAAGUAGAUCCGGAGUAUCCCGUUGAAGUACAUUUGGAACAUGUCGACGGACAUCAACGAGAAUCGGUUCGAGCUAAAUACUUGUUUAGCGGCGAAGGCGCUAGAUCAUUUGUCAGAGACCAGUUGGGAAUCAAGAUCACACAUAAGGAUCCUAUUACGCAUGUUUGGGGUGUUAUUGAUGGCGUUGUUAAGACUGAUUUCCCAGACAUCAAGAUGAAAUGUACUAUACACUCCGGACAUGGCUCGAUAAUGGUCAUUCCUCGCGAAGACAACAUGGUCCGGCUAUAUAUACAGAUCGCAUCAUCUACGGAUGCAGACUGGAGCCCGCGUAGGACAGCCACUGCGGAACAAGUUCAGGCCUCCGCGAAGAAGAUUCUCCACCCAUACCUCAUCGAAUGGGAACGUGUGGAAUGGUACUCAGUAUAUCCUAUCGGACAAGGCAUUUCAGAUAAAUACACAAUUGAUCACCGUGUGUUCCUAGGCGGCCGAUGCUUAAACCCUGCUAUCAUUGACAACAAAUAUGCUAAACUAUUCUCGCAACGACCGCCUGCUGCAAAAGAGGUACAGGCCGCCUCAGAGCAGACAAGUGAACAGGCCGAAGAUAAUGCCUUUGUCAAGACCUUCAAGGAAUCUUGCGAAUUUACUAGUGGAUAUGGUGUAGCCUACAAGCCCAAUGCGCUAAACUGGUCUCCAGCUCACAUAGCCAAGUCCUCUUUAAUUAAUCCUCGAGGAAGCAAACUACGAACAGGUCGAAUUAUGAUCAACGCUGACGUCACGAGGGUCGUCGACGCAAAUGUUGUACAUUUAGAACAAGAAGUUCCUCUCAACGGUGCGUUCCGUAUCUAUAUUUUCGCCGGGGAGCCUGCAGUAACCUCCAGGGCACUGGAGGAUUUUGCCCUUCGCCUCAGCAGCAAGGGGUCCUUUUACAGUUCCUAUCUUCGUCCAGACAUUGACUCGGUCUCACAUCACGAGAAGCACAACCCUCACAGCCUCUUCUUUACUAUAUGUACCGUUUUUGCUGCCCAGCGGAGUCAUAUCGAGAUCACACAGGAUGUACCGAGUCUCCUUGCUCGUUACCGUGAUCACAUAUAUGCCGAUGACAGAUGGGACCGCCGCGUACCCGAUGCAAAAGCUGCCGCCCACGCCAAAAUGGGAUUCGAUGAAGAAAGGGGUGGGGUGGUUGUUGUUCGACCCGAUGGUUACGUGGGUAUCGUAACGAGCUUGGUUGAAGGCUCCGGGACCGUGGACGCAUUAAACGAGUAUUUUGGUGCUUUCUGCACAAAUAAACUGGGUGAGAAGAUGGCCCAGCUAUAA
Messenger RNA from Daldinia childiae, 1773 nucleotides. Its product is annotated as Phenol 2-monooxygenase. The transcript has 4 exons. Bases 1 to 1773 code for a protein of 590 amino acids. The record is from RefSeq and is a predicted model, not a curated record. Gene Ontology annotation, molecular function: FAD binding. NCBI's taxonomy places the organism in Eukaryota, Fungi, Ascomycota, Sordariomycetes, Xylariales, Hypoxylaceae.